AUGCAAGAUUUGCUGGAAAAGCUCACAGUUUACGGCGUGGGGAAACGGAAACUUGAUGAUGUUUUAUUCGUGAAUGAGUUUCCGCCUAAGGUUCUCGGAGUUUAUGAUGUUGAUGAGGAAGAACUAUGCCAUGAAAUAAUAACGACAACAUGCUCAAUACCAGGAUGUAAAUACACAACGGACUCCUUGUUGGAUUUCGAGAAUCAUUACAACUCUAGGCAUAGGUACUCAUGCUGUGAAUGUAAGAAGAUACUGCCUUCGCCACACUUGCUCGAUCUGCAUGUACAAGAAACGCACGACUCAUUCUUUGCUGUUAGUGCUUUAAGGAAGCCAUCGUAUUGCUGUUACAUAGAAGAGUGUAAAGAGAAGUUUUUAUCACCAGAUGAAAGAAUGGAUCAUUGUGUAAAAGUUCACAAAAUACCCAAAGACUUCAGAUUCGAUCAAAAGCCAAAGAAAAAGAAAAAUAAAUCUGAUGCAAUGGAUGUGGAUAGUGAGAAAAAAUUCAUGUUUUGCAAUAGCAAGAGCAAAAGUUUUAAAUACUCGGGCAAAAAGUUUACAAAUGACACAAAGUCGAACAGCUCAGUUGACAUUGAUAUGGUUGUGAGUAGUUUAAGGGAUAAUUUACCACAAUAA
Pieris macdunnoughi is the source of this 633-nucleotide messenger RNA. Lineage: Eukaryota; Metazoa; Arthropoda; Insecta; Lepidoptera; Pieridae. The record is from the annotation of a GenBank genome assembly.